AUGGACAAUCCGUUAUCCGGCAUGGAUUUGGGGCUGCAGGCCCUGAAAGCGCUCAAGGUCGAGGACAUCGUCGAGAUAAUUAGACUCGUGAUAUCGAUCUUGGAGGAGCAUUUCCGUAGAAAAGGCGAAGCCGAAAGUGCGCAGCGAAGCCGAAGCGUUGACUCUGCAGGCCAGCUGACGCCGGCACGCCAGGCCUUGGAAGCUUGGCUGCGGCGUCAGAUGGACGUCUGCGUGAGAAUUCUUGCCGACUUUGUUGAGGCGUGCCAGGCGAACUUUCCCACGUGGGCCACCUAUGCAAAAUGGGCGGCUGUGGCUGGAGUGACGGGUGUGGCCCUCGUUUAUGGCCCUGGCUGGGUGCGAGGCGGAAUGUUUGUGCUUUCCGUGGCCCAGUGGUUCCAGCCAAACGAGCCGCCGCAACGACAGGCUCGCGGAACUACGGGACGGCCCGGUCGU
Mesorhabditis spiculigera is the source of this 453-nucleotide messenger RNA. The record is from the annotation of a GenBank genome assembly. Lineage: Eukaryota; Metazoa; Nematoda; Chromadorea; Rhabditida; Rhabditidae.